AUCUCCAAAAAAAUAGCUGCCUGGUUCGAACCUCUAAAAUCUGAGUGUAUACAUCGAGAAUUUUCUUCAGGAGGAAGCCUUUAUUACCGUUUUUCUCUCAAGGGUUUAUCUCCUCCUCCUGCAAGCUCUAAACCCUAACCCUAACCUGCCUUUACCCUGGAAUGGCAAGUUCAAUCUUAUCAGACAUGUUUGCCUCUGGCGGCGAAAAGCCGGUCCUCAUCCUGGACUUUGGUUCCCAAUACACUCACCUCAUAACACGCCGGAUUCGCCAACUCUCCAUCCUCACGGUUUGCAUCACAGGCACAUCUCCUCUCCAUGCAAUCGCUGCUUUGAAUCCCUGCGUCAUCAUCCUUUCCGGUGGGCCCAACUCCGUCCAUGCCAAUGACGCUCCAUCGUUUCCCGACGGUUUCCUGGAAUAUGCUGAGGAAAAUGGAGUGCCUGUGCUCGGAAUCUGCUAUGGGAUGCAGCUUCUCGUUCAGAAACUUGGAGGAAAGGUUGCCGAUGGAGAGAAGCAUGAAUAUGGCAAGAUGGUGAUUACUGUGGUCGAGGAGGAAAGCGAGUUUUUUGGCCCAGAGGCCUCUGGCGAGAUUCAGACGGUGUGGAUGAGCCAUGGAGAUGAGGCGCUGAGGUUGCCAGAGGGGUUCAAAGUAGUAGCCCGAAGUCUGCAGGGAUCCGUGGCCGCGAUUGAGAAUCCAUCGAAGAAGUUAUAUGGGCUGCAGUUCCACCCCGAGGUCACCCAUUCACCCAAAGGAAUGGAAUCUUUGCGGCAUUUUCUUAUCGAUGUCUGUGGGGUACCUGCUGACUGGAAUAUGGAGGAUGUCCUUGAGGAACAAAUCAAACACGUGAGGAGUAUGGUAGGACCUGAUGAACAUGUGAUUUGUGGAUUAUCAGGAGGAGUAGAUUCAACUGUUGCGGCCGUGCUUGUUCACAAGGCUAUUGGUGACCGGCUUCAUUGUCUUUUUGUUGACAAUGGUCUAUUAAGGUAUCAGGAGAGGGAGCGGGUUAUGUCAAGUUUUCGAAAUGAGUUGCAUUUGCCAGUUACUUGUAUUGAUGCAUCGGAAAAUUUUCUUGGUAAGCUUAAAGGUGUAAAAGAUCCAGAAAGGAAAAGAAAAAUCAUUGGAGAAGAGUUCAUACACGUUUUUGAAGGUUUUGCUCCAAAAGUUGGGGAGGAAGUGGGAAGAAAUCCUUUAUUCUUGGUUCAGGGAACUCUCUAUCCAGAUGUGAUUGAGUCGUGCCCACCCCCUGGAAGUGGAAGGAAUCACUCCCACACAAUUAAGAGCCAUCAUAAUGUUGGGGGACUUCCAGAGAGAAUGAAUUUGAAGCUGAUUGAACCACUUAAGCUCCUUUUCAAAGAUGAGGUUCGGCGAUUAGGAAAAUUUUUGAAUGUCCCUGAAUCAUUCUUGAAGAGACAUCCUUUCCCAGGACCUGGACUUGCUGUUCGGGUAUUGGGUGAUGUUACAGAAGGAAAUGCCUUGAACAUAUUACGUGAGGUAGAUGAAAUAUUUAUUCAGGCAAUCAAAGAUGCUGGCCUUUAUGACUCGAUCUGGCAAGCUUUUGCUGUUUUUUUGCCUGUCCGGACAGUUGGUGUUCAGGGCGACCAAAGAACACAUGCCAACGCUGUUGUGCUUAGAGCAAUUACAAGUGAGGAUGGAAUGACUGCAGACUGGUAUUAUUUUGAUCACAAGUUUCUCAUCGAUGUGGUCAGCAAGAUAUGUAACCAGGUUCGUGGAGUGAACAGGGUCUGCCAAGAUAUAACGUCAAAGCCGCCUGCAACGGUCGAGUGGGAAUGAACUUCGAUGUGGCAUCCGAAUUGAUAACCUAUUAAUUACGUUGACAAUCUAACUAGGAAGAUAUUAUCACUGAGUUCUGGUCGAGUAAGAGAUCUCGACAUGCAUUGGCUGGUCACCUUUUUUAGUUCAAAUUGAUUCGAUGAGAUCCACAGCUAUUACAAGGUUGGAAGGAAUAAUAUGGAAGACAAGGUACUCUCUUGCGUUAUGUUACAUGUAUGGUACAGCAUAUAUAUUUAUUUAUAUUUAUGCGUUUUAGUUAGGCUUACAGACUGCUGAAAGCUUUUUGUCAAAUUUUAAUGAUUUUUGGUGUAAUGACGUUUAUUUUGGUAAUCUUAUUUGGGUUAAGUUUUUUUUGUUUAAAACAAAUGUAAGAAUUUUUAUCUUUUAGGUGUUUUCAUUAAUGUAAAACAAAGGUGAAGUUAACAUUUAAUGUAUUUGGAAUGCAUCAAAUUA
Molecule: messenger RNA, 2243 nt
Organism: Dendrobium catenatum
Lineage: Eukaryota; Viridiplantae; Streptophyta; Magnoliopsida; Asparagales; Orchidaceae
Product: GMP synthase [glutamine-hydrolyzing]
Exons: 6
Coding region: 162-1790 (542 amino acids)
Biological process (GO): GMP biosynthetic process
Cellular component (GO): cytosol
Molecular function (GO): GMP synthase activity; ATP binding; GMP synthase (glutamine-hydrolyzing) activity
Source: RefSeq, a predicted model, not a curated record